GACGUCACAUCCGGUGUGGUUUGUGUUGGUUCGGCGGUGCUGUUCUCCUCGUUGCUCCUGUGGUGAAUAGCCGGGAUGUCUCAGCGGGAAUGGAGCGUAGUGGAGGAUGUGCAGAAACACUCUGUCCACACGCUGGUGUUCCGAUCUCUGAAGAGGACCCAUGACAUGUUUGUGGCUGACAAUGCUAAAAGCGUGUCUUUAGAUGAAGAAGGUCACAAGCUAAAGAUGUCUGUGAAAUUACGGACUGAAUACGGCCCUGUACUACACAUGCCCAAACCUAAAGAAACCCGUGAUAAGGCCCAGCUUGCCAUUGGUGAUUCAUAUGAGCACUAUACCACUAAUCAAGGUCUUGAGUCUGAAUACAUGAUAACUGGAACACACCCAUAUCCAUCAGGCCCAGGUCUUGCUUUGACAGCUGAUACUCAGAUCCAGAGGAUGCCCAGUGAAUCAGCUGCACAGUCUUUGGCAUUGGCACUCCCACCUUCACAGUCAAGGUUAGAUGCACAACGCACAGCUGCUAGUGUUGGAGAUAUCUACAGACAAGCUGGCAUUCCAGAGCGCUCACAGCCCCCUGGCUUAUCAAUGGCUUCCAUGGAAUCUGGUGGAAUGAAAAACUCUGCAUUAAUGGCAAAGAAGGCACCAACCAUGCCAAAACCACAGUGGCAUCCACCGUGGAAGCUGUACAGAGUCAUUAGUGGUCACUUAGGAUGGGUGCGGUCCAUAGCCGUUGAACCUGGGAACCAAUGGUUUGUCACAGGCUCAGCAGACCGGACAAUUAAGAUUUGGGAUCUGGCAAGCGGUAAAUUAAAGCUGUCCUUAACUGGACACAUAAGCACUGUCCGGGGAGUGAUUGUGAGCACCAGAAGUCCAUAUUUGUUUUCUUGCGGUGAGGACAAGCAGGUGAAAUGCUGGGACCUGGAAUACAAUAAGGUCAUAAGACAUUACCACGGUCACCUCAGUGCAGUGUAUGGUUUAGAUUUGCAUCCCACCAUUGAUGUGCUUGUGACUUGUAGCCGAGACUCCACAACCCGUAUCUGGGACAUAAGAACAAAAGCUGGGGUUCACACCCUUAUUGGACACACAAAUGCUGUAGCAACUGUAAGGUGUCAGGCUGCAGAACCACAGAUCAUCACAGGAAGCCACGAUACCACCAUUCGGCUUUGGGAUAUGGUGGCUGGAAAGACUCGUGUCACAUUGACAAACCAUAAGAAGUCCGUCAGAGCUGUUGUAUUGCAUCCACGGCAGUACACAUUUGCAUCUGGGUCACCGGAUAAUAUUAAACAGUGGAAAUUCCCUGAUGGAAACUUCAUCCAAAACCUUUCUGGCCACAAUGCUAUAAUCAACACUUUGGCUGUGAACUCUGAUGGUGUGCUGGUGUCAGGAGCUGAUAAUGGAACAAUGCACUUAUGGGACUGGAGGACGGGUUAUAAUUUCCAAAGAAUUCACGCUGCUGUCCAGCCAGGCUCUCUAGACAGUGAAUCUGGUAUAUUUGCAUGUACAUUUGACCAGUCAGAGGGCCGAUUGAUCACUGCCGAAGCUGACAAAACUAUUAAAGUCUACAGAGAGGAUGACACUGCGACUGAAGAAACUCAUCCAAUGAGCUGGAAACCUGAAAUUAUCAAAAGGAAAAGAUUUUAAUAGGCUGCAUCUGGGG
Messenger RNA from Nanorana parkeri, 1654 nucleotides. It is a transcript of the gene PLRG1, whose product is annotated as pleiotropic regulator 1. The coding region runs from base 76 to 1638 and encodes 520 amino acids. Gene Ontology annotation, molecular function: protein binding. Gene Ontology annotation, biological process: mRNA splicing, via spliceosome. The record is from RefSeq and is a predicted model, not a curated record. The transcript is spliced from 15 exons. Lineage: Eukaryota; Metazoa; Chordata; Amphibia; Anura; Dicroglossidae. Gene Ontology annotation, cellular component: Prp19 complex; precatalytic spliceosome; catalytic step 2 spliceosome.